Messenger RNA from Myxocyprinus asiaticus (Chinese sucker), 5270 nucleotides. Its product is annotated as palmitoyltransferase ZDHHC8B-like. Gene Ontology annotation, biological process: protein palmitoylation. The transcript has 11 exons. Gene Ontology annotation, molecular function: palmitoyltransferase activity. The record is from RefSeq and is a predicted model, not a curated record. NCBI's taxonomy places the organism in Eukaryota, Metazoa, Chordata, Actinopteri, Cypriniformes, Catostomidae. The coding region runs from base 149 to 2476 and encodes 775 amino acids.
UCGCGUAUGCAAGGAUCACGAUUUAACAGUGUACGUGAAGGGGCGAACGCGUUUUGCCGGUUGUACGCUCAACGGUGCUGGAUCGUCUUCGGGUUUGCAUGCAUCUAACGAUAGGGAUCAAAUAAACGAGGAAUGUGGGAUUUACAGAAUGCCCAACAGCGUUGGAAAAAGAUUUAAACCCACCAAAUACAUCCCGGUAUCCACUGCCGCCACGCUGCUGGUGGGAUCCACUACUUUAUUCUUCGUUUUCACGUGUCCGUGGUUAACCAAGGCCAUCUCCCCUGUUGUGCCUUUAUACAAUGGCAUCGUCUUUCUCUUUGUGUUGGCAAACUUCAGCAUGGCCACCUUCAUGGAUCCAGGAGUAUUUCCCAGAGCGGACGAGGACGAGGAUAAAGAUGAUGAUUUCCGAGCUCCGCUCUAUAAAAAUGUGGAGAUAAAGGGAAUUCAGGUGCGGAUGAAGUGGUGCGCCACAUGCCACUUCUACAGACCUCCACGCUGCUCUCACUGCAGUGUCUGUGACAACUGCGUAGAGGAGUUUGACCAUCACUGCCCAUGGGUGAACAACUGCAUUGGCCGGAGGAACUAUCGCUAUUUCUUCUUGUUUCUACUGUCUUUAAGUGCUCACAUGCUGGGCGUAUUUUCCUUUGGCCUGCUGUUCGUGUUGCACCACCUUGAGAGGCUGAGUGCACUCCACACAACUGUGACCCUGGUGGUUAUGUGUGUGGCUGGGCUGUUCUUCAUCCCAGUUAUGGGCCUCACUGGAUUCCACAUGGUUCUAGUUGCCCGAGGACGCACCACAAAUGAACAGGUGACAGGAAAGUUUCGAGGAGGAGUGAAUCCGUUUACUCGGGGUUGUUGUGGCAACGUGAAAUACAUCUUGUGUAGUCCGCUCGCUUCUAGGUACAUCUCUGAUCCCAGGAAAAAAACUCCCAUCACUAUCAAACCACCAUUCCUCCGUCCUGACCUCUCUACCCGCCACAUUAAUGUAAAAGUCACUGACAAUGGUAUCCAUAGUAACAUCCUACGAACCAAAUCUAAGACAAGCCUGGAUGGUGUGGAUGAUAAAGUUAUGGAAUCACAGCCGCCUCUGCCACCCAAAGCAGAACGCUACAACCAACUCAAGAGUCAGCUUACCUCGAGCGAAGAGAGUUCCCUGUCCAGCAAACCCACCAAUCCGUCCACCCCAGCCAUGUACAAAUACCGACCUUCCUUCGGCACCAUGCCAAAAGUGCACUAUCAUGCAACAGGAGAGAAGAUUGUAAUGUCUGAGAAUGCUAAGCCCUCAGCAGUUUUAGAAGAGAGAGGUCAUGAUUACCGCUCGGAACCAAAUCUGGAUCUGCCGGACUACCGCAGCACUCCACUCCAUCGAACAUACCAGUCCUCCCCGUUCCAGCUGGACUCUUUCAGCACAACAUCUCGCUCGUUCAGUCUUAAACAGGGAGUAAACAGGGCUGACCGUGUACCUCUAGGGGGCAGCAAACCUGACACAGUCACUUCCACCCCUCACAAAGGGGUCUUUUCCCCUGGAACACUAUCCGGCCGCAAUGGCAGUCUCUCCUAUGACAGCUUGCUGACCACCAGUAUAACGCCCUCUGUGGGCGAGUGUGCUGCUCACCCGGGAGUGCCCUCCAUGGGGUUCCAUUCACCCUAUCUGCCCACUAAAAUGUGCCAUGUGCGAGGGCCUGAGCUUCAACGGCAUGCCGGCCCACCUUCCUACAGCCCUGUUCAUGUAGGAGCAAUGUACGGGCGGCAGUCACCACUUUUGAGAGACCAUGAGCGAGACCCCUCCCCCGUCCGCUAUGACAACCUCUCCAAAACCAUUAUGGCAUCCAUUCAGGAGAGGAAAGAGCUUGAGGAGAGAGAGAAGCUCAUGCACCGGCAUACACCAGUGGCCUACGGCAACGAUUCGGGUGUGUUUGAAACCUGCAGUGGAGCUGCCUAUGGACUCCCACCUGGGGCGUGCUACCCUGAUGGCCCCAGAGGGCCUGGUUCCAGAGAGCCCACUCCACCUGUGUGUGGCUCUCGAGAUAACUUGAUGGGGGUUGGAGUGGUGGGAUAUGGUCCCCGAACUCCUGUUCUUCGUUCCUCAGCCUCCUCGCUCACAAGAGUGCAGAAAUCUUCCACUACAUCUCUCCACACUGAUGGAAGCAAUGGGGGAAACAUGCAGGGCAGAACAGCGGAACACCAAUAUCGCUCCCCCAUGCACCAUGCCCAUCACUCCCCGACAGUUGUACCCCGUUCCCCCUCAUGCACGCAUCAGAAGGUCACCUUCAUAAGUGCCCUGGAGAGGGCAGACUCGCCACGUCUGGGUACAAGAGAGGACCUGGGUCAAGGUAAACUCAAUGGGCAACUAAAGGGCCAAGCACGUGACUGCCAUCUAGGGACAUCUACUGGUACUCCACUGAGUCCCAGCAGACACACCAAUGUCAAAAAGGUCACAGGCGUGGGUGGAACCACAUAUGAGAUUUCCGUUUGAUGGACUGGUAGAAGAGCCACUCCCUGUGAGGAAAAGCACUGCCAUAGCAACACCACCUCCACUUGUGCUCAAGGAAAGAGUUUUUCUUUCCUUUUACUGUUCUUUAAAAUGAUACUUGAACUGACCAAUCAGGAGGCACACAGUCUUUGGCAGGUCUGAUAAGAGAACGUUUUGCAUUGGCCGCUUCUAAUCUGAAAGAGACGGUCCUGCAACUUUCCGUGUGGCCCCAUGUAAAAUAGAACAGGAGCCACUUCGACCAAGGAGCAUUGUGUGUUUUUGUAUGUGUCAGUCAUCAGAGGACAUCACACACACACUCCAGAAAAUACUGGUUUUAAAGCCUAAUAUUGAUAUUUAAAAAAUACACCAUUAAGGGCUGAAUAUGUACAGUGUCCGGGCCAAUUGUUUGUAUAUAAAAGGUCAAAGGUCACUUAUUGAAUGCAAAGGUGCUCAGUAUGCUGAUCUAUUGGUCUCAGUAACCUUUCCACACACUUGACUGUGGUUGUACAGUAUUUGUAGAUGCCAGUAAACCCAUUAUAACUGUAUUUCUAUAAUUUUACUGAUCUAACAAUCAGGGUUUUUCCUCAUUUCAUUUCAAAUAAUUUGCCAGUUAAUCUAUCUGACUCCAAACUAACCAUAACAGCACUUCUGUACUUUAAAAACCUUCACAGAAGCUUUAUUUUUUGAAUAUGGUGAUCAUUGAGAUAUUUGAUCAUGUAAAACUAUAAGCUGCCAUAGAAAUAAACAUAUAUGUGUAUAUGUAAUAUUAAAAAGAAACUGGGGGGAAAAAAGAAAAUUCAGUAUGUUGACUGGAUACUGGCCAUUAUAACCAGUCUGUUAAAACUUUCUUUUAAACUUUGUUUUACUUUGGAAAAGUGUUUUAUAGUGGAAAAGAUAUAGAAGUGAAUACGAUCAGUACCGGCCACAUGUUAAAGCCAUAUGCCAUGUUUUACAGUUAAAUUCUUUGUCUUUCAACAAACACUUUAAAAAUCUUUUAUAACAUAAAGGAAGUGCUGUGUUAAAGAUGAAUGAUCCAGGUGUACUGAAAUUAAGGUCCACAAUCUCCAAGUUGCAUUAUUAUUAUUUUUUAAAACCCAACCUUCAAUAGUUUGGUAUAUAUUACGAUAUUUUUAUCAAAAAAAAAAAAAAAAAAGAAAAAAAAAUAUUCUAAUCAGAAGUGGGUUUGUAAUUUUUUUUCUUUCAUAUUUUAUAAUUUAUAUGUAUAAAUGAAUUAGUAUUCAUUGCCAUUUUGAGUUUUUGAAAGUUUUUGAAAGUCUGGUUAAGAUUUAUGAUCUUAGUAAAAGAAUGAUGUAAGAGAAUGAAGCAAUGUUGCUAUACGUACAACAGUUUUGGAAAAUUAGUUUAAAAAAAAUUAUACACGAAGUGAAAAUGCCUUUUUGAAAUUUGAAAUGCUGGAUCCAUUUGAUAGUUUUACACUUUUGUUUUUUAAGUUGUCAUAAUAGAAUACAUAUUAAACGUGAUUACUGGUCCUUUAAAAAAAAAAAAAAAGUAAAAGCUAUUAAUUGCUCAUUGCUUCUUAUAUGUCCCUUUCACAUCUUUCAGUUUUGGAAUAUCCAACAUGCUCUUGUAAUAAUAACAGGCAAGGGAAGUUUAAUUCAAGAUAUAAUGGAACGGGGAGUUCAGAAAACCUCAGUUUCACCUUUCCUUUCACUUUUAACAUCAGUUGCAAAUAAAAGUAUGAUAAAGUCGUAUGUUAAAAAUAUCUUUUUGCUUGCCAUAUUUACAUGUUCUCCCUGCUUGAUUCAUGUUCAAGGGUUUCACAUAUUUUGAGACAAAAUUCAAUGUAAUUGUAACAAUAUCAAAUGCAGAAUGAGGGAGUGUUUCCUCUUUUUCAUACAGUAUAUUAGAAUAUUAAAAGGUUACCCCAAAAAUCUUCAACCAACAUAAAAUGAUUGUGAAGUCAUUACUUAAACAUUGAAACAUUGAACUGUAGAGUGAUUUUAAAAUGUGUUUUUUUUCUCAAUAAACAGAGCUUUGAAUUUGAAAACAUUCUGAUUAGAAUUUUAAUAGUUACAGGCCUAUAUGAAGAUACCAACUGCUCAAUAAAUGUAAUUAUUAUUUUUCAUUAAAAUGAGCAGCACAGGUGAAAUGGGCGUUUUUUUUUAUUUGUUAUUUUUUUAUUUAUUUUUUGACAAACAGCACACCGUGGCCUGUUUCAUGAUGUUAGGUGGUCAUUAAAGCAUAACAAUUUCAUAAGGAGCAAUUUGUAGUGAAGUGUUAUGUAUUAUUGAGAGCAUAUAUGAAAGAGAACUGUGUGAUCUUGCAGACUGAUGAAGCACUGGGAGCAACCCAAAGUUCUCUGCUGCUCAUCAAAUGUCUUUUCAAGGAAUUCAGUGAUUUUCUCACAGAUCUGCCUUGGAUGUCUAACAGACUAUAAAACUUACGCACUGACAGAGUACAAACAUGAUUUUGAUCCAUGUGAAAAGGGCCGUAAUACUUUUUCCAUUUUAACAGCUUGUACAUACAAUUCAUUUGGGUAUGAAAAGGCCUUCACAGUUUGGUGGGCUCCAUUUCUGUGAAUGUUUUACUUUGUUAGGCCAUAUAACACCAUCACUCCUGAUGGAGGAGUUCUGUGUUAUUCACUGCCGCUGUCUGGCACAGCGUCAUCAUCUGUGUACAGUUUAAGAAAAAGAACAACUAUGGGACUUUUUUGUGUUAUGAAGUAAUUUUGUUCAGAUGAAAUUAAGACAUUAUAGUUUCAUAUCAAGGUACAGUACAUUGAUUAUUUUUGUUCAUCAAAGGAAAAAAUAAACAGAAUAAAUAUAACUGGAACAUU